UACUACGAAAGCCCAGAAGGCUCAUUCAAUAUUCAAAAUUAAAAAUUGGAAAUAUCCAACAAAAAUUGAAGUUUGAAGUUUGAACUAUGCUCUUCUUUGACUUCAAAAUUUGAAAUUUGAAAUAUUGAAUUAAAGAAGUACAUUUUGAAUAAAGAGUUUGCAUUGCAUUGAUGAAUUUCAGGGGAAAACUUACUUCAUUUUCGGAUUGGUCUUUUGCUGUACAUUACCACAUGUAUUUUCCUGUACAUUUGAUUCCACACUGCUAGUGCUACAGAGCAGUUAGUAGUACUGCCAGUAGAACUUAUAUUUAUAAGAAAAGACAGCAUAUUGAUGAUUUGAGAUUUGUGGGACGCCUCUUGUUAGACCUGAACCUUCACCACUCUGAUUGAAAGAUGUCAGAAGUACAGAAAGAGGAGACAACGAGGAGCGAGUACAAGCUGGAGGCAGAUACAGAGCUCAGAUUUGAAGUGGAACAUAACGCUUCAGUACAAUUAGAGCUAGUUGAAGGCAAGGCCGAGUUGUUUGGUUCGGAACUGACAAAGAAUAAACGCUACUCCUUUCCCUCCCAGUCCAAGGUGGCGAUCUUCACCUGGCAAGGAUGCAUACUCAUGCUGUCAGGUAAGACUGAAGUAGCUUAUAUCGCCAAGGACACACCAAUGACGAUGUAUGUGAAUACUCACGCUGCGCUGGAGCAGAUGAGACAAGCUGCUGACUCGGACAAAUCAAGAGGGCCCAGGGUAAUGGUGGUGGGCCCAACAGACGUCGGCAAAACAACUGUUUGCAGUAUCUUAUUGAACUAUGCCGUCCGAGUGGGUAGAGCGCCCGUGUUUGUCGAUCUUGAUGUCGGUCAGAGUAAUAUUGGUAUUCCGGGAACGAUAGGAGCACUUAUAGUAGAACGGCCAGCAGAUGUAGAAGACGGCUUUGCAGAAUCAGCGCCCCUUGUCUAUCACUUUGGUUACAAUACGCCAUCACCUAAUUUAGAUCUCUACAAUCUGUUAGUCUCCAGAUUAGCUCUUGUUUGUAAUCAGAGGUGCGAGAAUAGUAAAAAAGCAAAUACAAGUGGUAUCAUAAUAAACACAUGUGGUUGGGUGCGAUCGGGAGGUUACCAGUGUAUCAUCCAUGCUGCUGGAGCGUUUGAGGUGGAUGUGAUUAUCGUCUUGGAUCAGGAACGGUUACACAGCGAACUAGUACGAGAUAUGCCAGAUUUUGUGAAGGUGUUAUUGUUACCGAAAUCAGGAGGGGUUGUUGAGAGAAGCAAAGAGUUCCGAGGCCAGUCAAGAGAGAGACGAAUCAAAGAGUAUUUCUAUGGACGGCGAAAUAAUUUAUAUCCACAUUCCUUUGAAAUUAGAUUUUCUGAUGUCAAGACUUUCAAAAUUGGUGCCCCAGUCAUUCCAGAAUCUUGUAUGCCAUUGGGAAUGAAGGCUGACGAUAACAAGACAAAGUUAGUCCCGCUUCAACCAGGUAUGAAUCUUCUCAACCACAUCUUAAGUGUCAGUAUGGCAGUAACGAAGGAUGAGGACAUCGUCCAGACAAAUGUGGCUGGAUUCAUAGUUGUUACCGAAGUGAACAUGGACCGGCAGACAAUGAGUGUGCUAUCUCCAUCACCGAGACCCCUGCCCAGGAACAUUCUUGUUCUAAUGGAUGUACAGUUCAUGGAUAUGACCCUAAAAUGAUGGAUGACAUUGUGUACACACGAGACAGUGCCAGAGAAAUAUUGAUACACGGAAUAGGAUUGUCCAUUUUGAUAAUUUGUUAUCUGUGUCUGAAGAUUUUAUCCAAAAGUGCAUUUAUCUUCCACACCAAAUACAGUUGUGCAUUUCUAUGAUCAUCGUUGUCCGUCAGUCCAAAACUCUCUUCACUGAGGUAAGAAGUUUUGGACUGAUGUACACCAAUGAUGAAUCAUUCAUUAAUAAGGUAAAGUCUGUUGUUACAGGCCAUCACAACUCCCAAGGUAGCAGCAUAUGGUUAUCUAAAAUAUCAGGUUCUGUUAUGAAAAUACUGUACAUUUGCAGGGGAUAUUACGUUAUUG
This is a messenger RNA of Lineus longissimus, 2029 nucleotides long. Its product is annotated as polyribonucleotide 5'-hydroxyl-kinase Clp1-like. Lineage: Eukaryota; Metazoa; Nemertea; Pilidiophora; Heteronemertea; Lineidae. Gene Ontology annotation, molecular function: polynucleotide 5'-hydroxyl-kinase activity. The transcript has 12 exons. The record is from RefSeq and is a predicted model, not a curated record. The coding region runs from base 393 to 1673 and encodes 426 amino acids. Gene Ontology annotation, cellular component: mRNA cleavage factor complex; nucleus. Gene Ontology annotation, biological process: tRNA splicing, via endonucleolytic cleavage and ligation.